UAUUAAAGAAUUAAAUCAUCGUAAUGCUCGCAUGCAAUCUAGUACGAAAACAAGCAUCGCUGGCAAGAAAAACUGAAUAGAUUUAUUUUUUCACUGAUUAUAAUAUAACUGCUUAUUCAUGCUGAAUUCGUUGAAAUUUAAAUACAUUCUUACAAGAUUUACGUAAUUUUAGUAUUUCCAAAAUGACUAUUUCAAAAAUUCUAAUUGCUGGAAGGCAGGUAUAUCUCAGAAGAUUUUAUGCUACAACACCGAAACUUAUUGAAACUACAAGAGAUGAUACAGGGAUUGACAUCAUAUCUAUGGCAAAACCACCUGUGAACAGUAUAAACACAGAAUUAUUAAGUGCGUUAAAAACAUCUUUACUGGAAGCUCAAAGUAAUCGCAGUAAAGGAGUCAUACUAACAUCAUCCUUGCCAACCAUAUUCUCAGCAGGAUUAGAUAUCACAGAAAUGUUUACUAAUGAUAAAAAAAAAAUUACUGAUUUUUGGAGCACAUUGCAAGACACUUGGUUGACUCUUUACAGUUUGAAUAUUCCAAUUGCUGUUGCUAUUAAUGGCUCUAGUCCUGCUGGAGGUUGUUUGCUAGCCAUAUCUACAGAAUAUAGAGUUUUCGUUGAAGGUAAACACACUAUAGGAUUGAAUGAAACUCAAUUAGGCAUGAUUGCUCCUAAAUGGUUCCAAGAUCUCUAUGUCUCACUGUUGGGCUAUCGACAAGCUGAAUUAGCACUUUUAAGAGGAUCAUUGUUUAAACCUGAAGAAGCAUUGCAAAUUAAACUCGUGGAUGAGCUCGCUAAAGAUAAAACUGAUGCAAUUGAAAAGUGUAAAAAUUACAUAUUAUCAUACAAUAAUAUACAAAGUACAGCAGGGACUAUAACUAAGCUCGAUAUGCGGAAUGAUUUAAUUCAAUGGAUGAAAGAAAAUAAGGAAGUUGACGUUAACAGAUUCGUAGAAUAUAUACAGUUACCAAAAGUACAACAUGGUCUUAAACUUUAUAUGGAACAAUUGAAGCGAAAACAAUAAUUAAUAUUUUUAUAAGGAACAAUAUUGUUGUUAUUCAAGAAAAAAGUAUUCAUAUACAUAUAUGUAGAAAAGAAAAGGUGUAUUAUUAAAUAUUU
Molecule: messenger RNA, 1114 nt
Organism: Camponotus floridanus (Florida carpenter ant)
Lineage: Eukaryota; Metazoa; Arthropoda; Insecta; Hymenoptera; Formicidae
Product: enoyl-CoA delta isomerase 1, mitochondrial
Exons: 6
Coding region: 183-1019 (278 amino acids)
Biological process (GO): fatty acid beta-oxidation
Cellular component (GO): mitochondrion
Molecular function (GO): enoyl-CoA hydratase activity
Source: RefSeq, a predicted model, not a curated record